UUAUAAAGUUAUUAUAUAUAGCUUGUCUAAAUGGGAGACAAACGAUAAUGGUCGAACGAGCAAGUAAAAUGUGUAUUAGAUACGUGUAUCGAAGAGGUCAACAGAAUUGGUAGAUAAGGAGGUAGCAUGCACAAGGAGUCUUGGGUUAGGUUAGGGAAACCUCUAAAAGAAAAGUUUGACAUGGAUACUUCACAAAAACAAUUGAAAAAUGCUUUUGAUAAUCUAAAAGCCAAAUACGUAGGGUGGAAAUAUUUGAGAAACAAGUCAAGGAAUUUAUAUAAUGCUCAAACAAAUUCAUUUGCCUUGGUGAACACAGAAUGGGAAGAAUUCAAGAAGGGUCAUCCAAAGGCAGGAUCAUUGAGGACACACCCAUUGCCUUAUCCCAACCUUUGUGCAUCUUUGUUUGAUGGAAGUAGUGCCAACGGUAGCAUCAAAUGGACCUCUACUCAAACUACACCCGCAUAUACAUCAUCUUCUUCUCAUCGUGUCCAAAGACUUCUGAUUGAUGACAACCCUUUUAAUGGCCUAGAAGAUGAUAAUGAUGAUGACGCUUCCAGUGACACUAGUGCUCGAGCUCCUAGUGAUAAAGCUCAUGGUGGUUCUACUGAGAGGCUUGAUAAAAGGAGUAAAACCACUGAUGCUUCUACUAAGAGGCCUGAUAAAAGGAGUAAAACCACUAAUGCUUCUACUGAGAGGCCCGAUGAAAGGGCUAAAACCAGUGAUGCUUCUACUGAUAGGACUGAUAUGACCGAUAUGGAUAAAGCCUCUAAAACCUCUAUUAGUCUUGAUGAGUUGAGUCUUGAUAUGCAAAAAGCUCUGCAACAUAUGGUGAAUUAG
This is a messenger RNA of Lactuca sativa (garden lettuce), 837 nucleotides long. The record is from RefSeq and is a predicted model, not a curated record. Lineage: Eukaryota; Viridiplantae; Streptophyta; Magnoliopsida; Asterales; Asteraceae.